AUGGCGCCGAGCGCAGUGUUGUCACCAGAACCCGCGGUACCAAACUCCGCCACCUGCUCCCUCUCCUCAGUUACAACCACCUACGACGAUACCCUCCGCUUCUACCUUAACGGCACACGAGUAAUCCUUGGCGAAUUCGACCCCGAAACCACCCUGCUCGAAUACCUGCGUGGCAUCGGCCUCACAGGCACCAAGCUAGGAUGCGCAGAGGGAGGAUGCGGAGCCUGCACUGUGGUGGUUUCGCAAUACAACCCUACGACAAAGAAAAUUUACCAUGCCAGCGUAAACGCCUGUCUCGCACCGCUGGUCAGUGUGGACGGCAAGCAUGUCAUUACGAUCGAGGGUAUUGGGAACACAAAGAGGCCGCAUCCCACACAAGAGCGCAUCGCGAGGGGAAAUGGUAGCCAGUGUGGAUUCUGCACCCCUGGAAUCGUCAUGAGUCUCUAUGCUUUGCUGAGAAACGACUCGAAUCCUUCUGAGCACGAUGUGGAAGAGGCUUUCGAUGGGAAUCUGUGCAGAUGUACCGGGUACCGCCCUAUUCUAGACGCUGCGCAGACAUUUAGCGCAAACAAGUCUUGUGGGAAGGCGAAGGCGAAUGGUGGUGGUAGUGGGUGCUGUAUGGACAAGGGGAGCGGAGCUGGAGCAUGCUGUAAGGAUGGGUUCAAGGACGACCAGCCUAUCAAGCGCUUCACGCCUCCCGGAUUCAUCGAGUACAACCCAGACACCGAGCUUAUUUUCCCACCUUCUCUUACCAGGCACGAGUUCAGACCUUUGGCGCUUGGCAACAAGAGGAAGAAGUGGUAUCGGCCUGUCACUUUGGAACAGCUUUUGGAAAUCAAAAGCGUCUACCCCUCUGCGAAGAUCAUAGGCGGCUCUACCGAAACUCAAAUCGAGAUCAAGUUCAAGGGCAUGCAGUAUACAGCUUCCGUAUUUGUUGGUGAUAUCCCUGAGUUGCGGCAGUUCACAUUCAAUGAUGAUCACUUAGAGAUAGGUGGUAAUGUCAUCCUUACCGAUUUGGAGGCCAUUGCUCUUAAAGCUGUCGAGCACUAUGGCCCAGUGAGAGGCCAGGUUUUCGCUGCAAUCCAUAAGCAGCUGAAGUACUUUGCUGGUCGUCAAAUCAGAAAUGUUGGAACGCCAGCUGGUAAUCUUGCGACUGCCUCUCCAAUCUCGGAUCUCAACCCUGUCUUCGUGGCAUCUAAUGCCACUAUAUUGGCUAAGUCCCAAGGAGAGGAGACUGAAAUCCCGAUGUCGCAGUUCUUCAAGGGGUACCGGACGACUGCGCUGCCCCCAACUGCAAUCAUCGCGAGCAUUCGGAUCCCUGUGACAAGUGAGAAAGGCGAGUUUUUCCAGGCAUACAAGCAGUCGAAGCGCAAAGACGAUGAUAUUGCCAUUGUCAAUGCUGCCCUUCGGGUUUCGCUUAGCGAUUCACAUGUAGUAGAGAGUGCCGUUCUCGCUUAUGGCGGCAUGGCUCCUACAACUGUCGCUGCUGAGAAUGCUGGAGCUUACCUCGUGGGUAAGUCUUUCACAGAUCCGGCAACGCUUGAGGGAACCAUGAAUGCGCUGGAACAAGAUUUUGAUCUCCGCUUUGGCGUUCCAGGUGGCAUGGCCACCUAUCGCAAGUCUCUCGCUCUUGGUUUUUUCUAUCGCUUUUACCAGGAAGUCCUCUCCAAGCUCGACGUCAAAGGUGCGAAGUUGGAUCAAGAGGUUAUUGCCGAGAUUGAGAGAUCAAUCUCGAUGGGCAAGGAGGAUGGUGCCGCGACUAUCGCGUACCAGCAAAAUAUACUUGGAAAGGCAAAUCCUCAUGUUGCGGCUUUGAAGCAGACCACAGGAGAAGCUCAGUACACCGACGACAUCCCCGUCCAGAAGAAUGAGCUGUAUGGCUGCCUCGUCCUAUCUACUAAAGCACACGCCAAGAUCCUUUCUGUUGAUUCAGAUUUGGCAUUACAGGCUCCUGGUGUCGUAAAUUAUGUAGAUCAUACAGACAUGCCAUCGCCUGAGGCGAAUUACUGGGGUGCGCCUGUCUGCGAUGAACCAUUCUUCGCGGUCGAUGAGGUCUUCACUGCUGGCCAACCGAUCGGAAUCGUGCUUGCUGACAGUGCUGCGCAUGCGUCGGCGGGAGCUAGACUUGUGAAGGUUGAGUAUGAGGAGUUGCCUGCUAUCUUCACCAUUGAGGAGGCUAUCGAAAAGGAGAGCUUCUUUCAACAUUACCGGUACAUUAAUAAGGGAAACACGGAGGAGGCGUUUGAGAAAGCGGACCAUGUAUUUACGGGAGUGACCAGGAUGGGUGGACAGGAGCAUUUCUACCUUGAGACGAAUGCCGUCGUUGCCGUGCCGAAACCUGAGGAUGGUGAGAUGGAGAUCUUUGCAAGUACUCAGAACCCUACCGAGACACAAACCUAUGUAGCCCAGGUCUGCGACGUUGCUGCUAACAAAGUCGUUUCAAGGGUCAAGCGUCUUGGUGGUGGCUUUGGGGGCAAGGAGACUCGAUCUAUCCAGCUUACUGGAAUUGUGGCUCUUGCUGCCAAGAAAGCUGGUCGCCCUGUUCGUUGCAUGCUGAACCGUGACGAGGAUAUGGUCACGUCUGGUCAGAGACAUCCAUUCCUCUCCCGCUGGAAGGUUGCGGUCAACAAAGAUGGUAAGCUCCAAGCUUUGGAUGCUGAUGUCUUUUGCAAUGGUGGCUGGACUCAAGAUCUCAGUGCCGCUGUGUGCGAUAGAGCGCUCUCUCAUAUUGACGGAUGCUAUCUCAUUCCCAACGUCCAUGUUCGAGGUAGACUUGCAAAGACGAACACUAUGAGUAAUACGGCGUUCAGAGGCUUUGGUGGACCACAGGGUAUCUUCAUCGCCGAGUCAUUCAUGGAGGAAGUUUCGGAUCGUUUGAAUAUACCCGUGGAGAAGUUACGAGAGAUCAACUUCUACAAGCCAGAUGAGAAGACGCAUUUCAAUCAGAGUCUGAAGGAUUGGCACGUUCCCAUCAUGUACCAGCAAGUCAAGCAAGAGUCGAACUACGCUGAACGGCGAGAGGCCGUCACCAAGUUCAAUGCAGAACACAAGUGGAAGAAGCGAGGUCUUGCUCUCAUUCCUACCAAAUUCGGUAUCUCAUUCACAGCGCUCUUCCUCAAUCAGGCUGGUGCUCUAGUCCACAUCUACCACGACGGCUCGGUCCUCGUGGCACAUGGUGGAACGGAAAUGGGUCAAGGUCUACACACCAAGAUGACAAUGAUCGCUGCCGAAGCUUUGGGUGUACCAUUGCAGGAUGUGUUUAUCUCGGAGACAGCCACCAAUACCGUGGCAAAUACCUCCUCGACCGCAGCUUCCGCAUCAUCUGAUCUCAAUGGUUAUGCGAUUUUUAACGCCUGCGCCCAGCUCAACGAGCGCCUUGCCCCAUACCGCGAGAAAUUUGGCAAAGAUGCCUCAAUGAGCAAGCUCGCCAGCGCCGCUUACUUCGAUCGUGUAAACCUCUCUGCGAACGGUUUUUACAAGACGCCCGAUAUUGGCUAUACGUGGGGCCCGAACACAGGCAUGAUGUUCUACUACUUUACGCAGGGUGUUUCGGCAGCAGAAGUCGAAGUCGACACGCUAACUGGCGACUGGACCUGCCUACGCGCAGAUAUCAAGAUGGAUAUCGGCCGCUCUAUCAACCCGUCUAUCGACUACGGACAGAUCGAGGGCGCGUUCGUGCAGGGCAUGGGCCUCUUCACGACAGAAGAGAGCCUCUGGUUUCGCAAUGGACCUAUGGCCGGCCAGCUCGCCACGAGGGGGCCUGGUGCCUACAAGAUCCCCGGCUUCCGCGACAUCCCGCAGGAGUUCAACGUCAGCCUGCUUAAGGACGUCGAGUGGGAGAAUCUGCGGACGGUGCAGCGGAGCCGUGGGGUAGGCGAGCCGCCGCUGUUCAUGGGGAGCGCGGUGUUCUUUGCCAUCCGCGAUGCGUUGAAGGCGGCGAGAGCGCAAUAUGGGGUCAAGGCUACGGUGGGGAGCGAUGAGAAGGUAAAUGGCGAGGGGGAGCCGGAUGGGCUGCUACGGUUAGAGAGUCCGGCGACGCCGGAGAGGAUUCGGGUGAGUUGUGUUGAUCCUAUCAUUAAGCGAGCGUUGGUCAAGCCGAGGGAGGGGGAGAAGAGCUUCUUUAUUUCGAUUUAG
Messenger RNA from Drepanopeziza brunnea f. sp. 'multigermtubi' MB_m1, 4134 nucleotides. RefSeq lists its product as uncharacterized. Gene Ontology annotation, molecular function: 2 iron, 2 sulfur cluster binding; xanthine dehydrogenase activity; molybdopterin cofactor binding. Lineage: Eukaryota; Fungi; Ascomycota; Leotiomycetes; Helotiales; Drepanopezizaceae. The record is from RefSeq and is a predicted model, not a curated record.